Messenger RNA from Fomitiporia mediterranea MF3/22, 192 nucleotides. RefSeq lists its product as uncharacterized. The coding region runs from base 1 to 192 and encodes 63 amino acids. The transcript has 3 exons. The record is from RefSeq and is a predicted model, not a curated record. NCBI's taxonomy places the organism in Eukaryota, Fungi, Basidiomycota, Agaricomycetes, Hymenochaetales, Hymenochaetaceae.
AUGUCGCUUAUCGUAAUUUACCCCGUGAGUUGCACAUAUCUCGGUCAGAGUGGGUUUUCGACUCUUCGUACGGUUCUCAUGAGUCAUGGGAAUUCAAAAGCCAACUUGAUUAGAAUUGCGGACAACGCGAAGAGCAUGACGAGAGCAUGGCGAGACGCGUCUUUCUUCCUUGCUGAGCCUGUCUCUGAGUAG